AUGGACACGGAAAAUAUAUAUGCUUAUGAGGCCAGUCUGCCAACUUCGGGCGUGAAGAUGAUACUUGAAGGAUCAGUUAGCAUUAACGGCCCGGAGUUGGAGAGCAUGCUUUCUUUUAGAUCUCCUACAGCAGAUAAUAGAGACUUGGAGAAGAGCUUGUAUUCACCAGUGAUGGAGCCAGAGAGUCAAAGAGAUCAAGCUGCACUCAAGUUGCAGAAAGUUUACAAAAGUUUCAGGACAAGGAGGCAACUUGCAGAUUGUGCAGUUCUUGCAGAGCAGAGAUGGUGGAAGGCUUUGGAUUUCGCCGAACUGAAGCGCAGUUCUAUUUCAUUUUUUGACAUUGAGAAACCAGAGACGGCCAUGUCACGUUGGUCGAGGGCAAGAAAGAGAGCUGCCAAGGUUGGAAAGGGUCUAUCUAAGGAUAGGAAGGCUCGGAAACUUGCUUUGCAGCACUGGCUAGAGGCAAUUGAUCCCCGACAUCGCUAUGGCCAUAACCUUCAAUUUUAUUAUGUCAAUUGGCUCCACUGUGAUAGCAAUCAGCCUUUCUUCUAUUGGCUUGAUAUUGGGGAAGGAAAGGAAUUCAGUUCAGAGAGAUGUCCUAGAUCAAGGCUUCAGCAGCAAUGCAUCAAGUAUCUGGGUCCAGUGGAAAGAAAGGCUUAUGAAAUAAUUAUUGAGAAUGGGAGGCUCUUCUACAGGGAGAGUGAAAAACCAGUUGAAACAACUGGAGAUGCAAAGUGGAUUUUUGUACUUAGUACAUCCAAGACAUUAUAUGUUGGGCAGAAGAACAAGGGCACAUUUCAACACUCAAGUUUCCUGGCAGGAGGAGCCACAUUGUCUGCUGGUAGAUUAGUGGUGGAAGAUGGAGUUCUUAAGGCAGUUUGGCCUCACAGUGGGCAUUAUCUCCCAACAGAAGAAAAUUUUGAGGAAUUCAUGUCAUUCCUUGGAGAGAAUAGUGUGGAUCUUACAGAUGUAAAGAAAAACCCUGAUGAAGAAGAAGACAUAGCCAAAAUGAACCAAGAUCUUCUCCUCCUAGGCAAUCCUUCAGAGGCCAAUAAUCCUCCAAGCGAUGAAACUGAAAGUUCUGACACACUAGCUGCACAGCCACCUGACUUGAAUGAGGAUUCUAAUGCCAAUUCAAACUCUCAACCACCCACGUCAAGAUUGUCGGAACGACUAGGAUCAAGAGUACCUAGACUUGACAUACCAAAGAGAGUCACGCUGUUGGACAUAUUUAGAGAAAAAGUAACUGCUCCAACUACUGAAUUUUAUUCUCCAUAUGCAAUAUCAGAUAGUGGUUAUGAGACAGCAGAAGAAUCAUUUAUUGAUGAGGAGGAGUUCAUGGUUUCCAAAUCAAACUUGUUUGUUAAGGAUCAAGAUGAAGAAAAUGAAAAUCCUAUUCCAAAGGAGAAAAUAAUGAAGAGGAUAAAUUCUCACAAAGGAAGGAAAUCAUAUCAAUUGGCCAAUCACUUGUCUACCAAAUGGACAACAGGUGCUGGUCCUCGUAUUGGUUGCAUGAGAGACUACCCUCCAGAGCUUCAGUUUUUUAUUCUGGAGCAGCAAAAUUUGUCUCCAAGGGCAAGAACUGCAGCUCCAUCACCCGGGAUACCAUCACUGUCGCGCUUCAGUCCACAUGUUGCAUUUCCACCUCCUUUACCUGAUCCUCAAAAUGCCUGA
Abrus precatorius (Indian licorice) is the source of this 1674-nucleotide messenger RNA. RefSeq names its product IQ domain-containing protein IQM6. NCBI's taxonomy places the organism in Eukaryota, Viridiplantae, Streptophyta, Magnoliopsida, Fabales, Fabaceae. Bases 1 to 1674 code for a protein of 557 amino acids. The record is from RefSeq and is a predicted model, not a curated record. The transcript is spliced from 10 exons.